Danio rerio (zebrafish) is the source of this 2020-nucleotide messenger RNA. The record is from RefSeq and is a predicted model, not a curated record. NCBI's taxonomy places the organism in Eukaryota, Metazoa, Chordata, Actinopteri, Cypriniformes, Danionidae.
AUGGAACACUGGACCACCAACACGUUUAUUGAUAAAUCAGCAGCGACCCCCUCUUCUCUCUCCCACCCCAACAACACCAAACUGAGUGUGCCUCACACUGGCAGCUCAGAAACUACAGACACUCAGAAUUAUCUGAAAAUUGUUCAGGCUGGAGACACUGUUAACUUCACUUGUAGUUUAUCAAAUGAAAUAAGAAGCAGUGUGGUUUGGAUUAAACAAAGUGUUGGAAAGAAACCUCUUCCAGUCGUUUCAUCAUUUCAAAUUGUAGAUCACAGAUUUGAAAAUGACUUUAACAAACAAAACCGCUUUUUUGUAACAAAGGAUGAUGUCAGUUUUAAUCUGAGCAUCACAAACACAGAAGUGUCUGACUCUGCAACUUACUAUUGUAUAACAUAUGCAUAUCAUUUCACAUUUGGAAACAGCACAGACCUCAUAGUUAAAGCUGGUGGAGUGAACAUCGAGUCUGAGCAUGAGAGAUCAGCAUCAGAGUCUCCAUCAGAGGAUCUGCAGUGCAGCAUCAUCUCUCAGAGCUGUGCAGAAGAACACAGGGUCUACUGGUUCAGACAGCGCUCUGGAGAAUCUCCUCCAGGAGUGAUCUACACUCAGGACAGCAGAAGCGCUCAGUGUGAGAACAGCUCUGAUCCCAACUCUACUGCACACAAAUGCAUCUACAGCCUGCCCAAGACUGAUGAAGACCCCGCCAUCUACUACUGCGCUGUGGCUGCUUGUGGACAAAUACUGUUCGGAGAUGGCAGAAAAUUUUGUUUGCGAGGACCAGACUCAGCCACAGACAGAAACACAACUCUUCAUCAGUCUUUGAUAGACUCUGUUGAUCCAGGAGAUUCAGUGAAUUUGCAGUGCAGCAUCUUCACUGAGAGCUGUGCAGGGGAUCAUAGCGUCUACUGGUUCAAGCAAAGCUCAGGAGACUCAGAGAAUUCAAAGCACAAGAAUAAUUUUGGAAGACAACUGAUAGUGACAUGCUACUUCAUUUUGUUGCUUUCCUCAACAAUAUUCUGCUCGACUGAUUUUGAUGUUGUUCAGGAAGAUAAUGUAAAAAUAGUUGAAGCUGGCAAGGAUGUAAAAUUUACCUGCACAUUUUCAUGGCAUACACAAUUAACAAAAGCAUGGAUUAAACAUACGAAUAAUGGAAAAUCCCAACAAAUUGUGUCUAUAUAUGGAAGUCAAAAACCAAGCUGGAAUCCUAAGUUUGAGAAUACAAAUCGCUUUAAUGCUGACAAAGGAGAUAAUUUCUUUAAUCUGACGAUUUUAAAGACAAACCUGUCAGACUCUGCAACAUAUUACUGUGUAGUUUCAUCAUAUCAGGCCACUGGAAUGGGUUCAGGAACUCGAUUACUUGUCAGAGCAGCCACAGACAGAAACACAACUGUUCAUCAGUCUUUGAUAGACACUGUUUAUCCAGGAGAUUCAGUGAAUUUGCAGUGCAGCAUCUUCACUGAGAGCUGUGCAGGAGAUCACAGCGUCUACUGGUUCAAGCAAAGCUCAGGAGACUCUGAAGGAGUGCUUUACACCAAAGGAGAGAGAAAUGGCCGCUGUAAGAACAACACUGAGUCUCAAACACAGAGCUGUGUCUACAGUCUCCACAAGAACAACAUCAGUCGCUCUGAUACUGGCAUUUACUACUGUGCUGUUGCCGCAUGUGGAGAAAUACUGUUUGGAAGAGGAACUCAACUGAGUAUUGGAGAAAGUGAUUUCAAUCCUGCUCUUCUUGCUUUGGGAAUUUCAAAUAUCAUAUUUUUGGCCCUUGUUGUAUUUAUGGGAAUUAAAAUCUUCAGAAGUCAGAAUAAAAUGUACGCUGCUCAAACAACUCAAGAUGAAGACAGCCUGAAUUAUGCAGCCAUUGCUUUUAGUCAGAAACCUCUGAACACUAGAAGAGCCAGAGCAAAAAUUCACAAAUUCCAGCAAAAAGACUGAUCUCUGUACGCACAGGUCAGAUUACAUCAGUAACAUUCAAAAGUUUAGAGAAACAUCUAUAAUGCUGAAAAGUUUUUGUCAUCAAAUG